CGAGGUGGGAAGGAUUCCUUGCCGCCGAGGAAUCCAUCGUGGUGGCAGUUUAGCAGUUAUCUUGGAGAUAGUUAUACAGUGCGUUGUGCCAGUGAAGUAUUGCGGUCACGUUGAUAUUAACUCCGUUUUGCUUAUCAGUCAGCAGCAGGUUCAAUACUACUUACUUACUUACUUGAGAGAUACCAAGAGGGAAGAUAUGGUUUGGGGCAAUAAAUGAAAUGGGAGCCCAGUUCAAUAGAUGGACAGUGCUAAAAAUAUUCGAAGUUAUUUUGGUGGGGGUAUGUUUGAUAUUCAAAAGAGUGACCGACGACGAAGCAUCCAGAGUGUUCCUUUACUUACAAAAAAUAUCCAGAGAAUGGAGCCUACUCAACAACAUUACUUGGAGUCGAGUUGGAGCAUCAGUAGCUGACACAACCUAUGGAGGUUACUUCAUCAUCACUACUGCCUUGUUGAUAGGACAUAUUGCAGGAGAAAUACCCACCUCAAAAAGAAUAACGGAAUAUAUACUCCUUGGACUGGGAGCAGUACUUUUCGUUGUCAUGGGCAGUCUUUCAUAUGCUGCCUUGGAUUCUGUUCCACCAAACCUAAUCGAUAAUGCUGCCAUAGUAGGAACGGUUUCUCUGGUCACCGCAGGGUUGUUUUUGUUAGAUAUGGCCGGACCAAAAGCUAAGAAGUCCUCCAAGGUAUCACCUUCAGCUAAGAAAAUCAUCAAACCUACUGAACCCAAGAGUAUCAGUCAACAGGUAUAUGACAUUGAGAGGGAAAUUGAAAAUUCUGAGAGGAAACAUUUGGAUACAUUCGAGCCGAAGCCGAAAAAAAAUGGUAACGGUGGGCAGAAUGGAAUCAGAAAUGGAAAAGCGGCUAGGAAUGGAAUCAAUGGUAACGGAAUGGAAAUGGAGCAGCGGAAAUCGAGUAAAGGUUACUUACAAAUGAAGGAUGACUUUCCCAAGAGAUUUGGCAUAUAUGGAAGAGAUGUAACAGACGGCAAUGAAACUGAUGAAACAGAACUUCAACUGCCACCUGAAAUGGAACCCCAUUCUCCGGUUUGGAGUCAAAUCAGAAAGGGGCAAUAUGGUAAAUACGACAUAGUUUCAUCGACGAUUGUUCUUCCAAGACAAAAAGAAUUGGAGUAUGAAGGAGAUCGUCCCCCUAGCCGUCCUGGUGAUCCAGGGUUUGUUCAGUAUGUAGCACAGCAUUGGGGGGAAGGAGGUGGAAAAACUCCUCGUCACAGUCCCACAGAAGUCUAAAAUACCUUUUUCGUUCAGGGUCAAGAAACCCAGUUAUAACUAUGUAUGUUUUACUAUUAAGUUUUUGUUUACGUGUUUGAGUUUUUGUUUUGAUAAUUUUGAGUUUGGAAUAAAAUUAUUGAAUAUUUAAUGGGUA
Leptinotarsa decemlineata (Colorado potato beetle) is the source of this 1383-nucleotide messenger RNA. RefSeq lists its product as uncharacterized. NCBI's taxonomy places the organism in Eukaryota, Metazoa, Arthropoda, Insecta, Coleoptera, Chrysomelidae. The record is from RefSeq and is a predicted model, not a curated record.